Molecule: messenger RNA, 336 nt
Organism: Penicillium soppii
Lineage: Eukaryota; Fungi; Ascomycota; Eurotiomycetes; Eurotiales; Aspergillaceae
Exons: 2
Coding region: 1-336 (111 amino acids)
Source: RefSeq, a predicted model, not a curated record
AUGUUCCCCCUUUCCUUGGAUCUUUUUGUGAACGGGAGGGCUGGCGUACUAGAAGCAAAAGAGCGUUCAGGUGGUCGCGCCCAUCAGAACACACCAUUGGAUAUGGAUCUACCUAUUCUCGAUAUUCUAGAAUCAGUGGUCGGUUUGAAUGCUCCAGAUUUGGACUACCGCAAGCAGUGGGAAGAGGACGUCGAAUUAUAUGCACCCGGUUAUUUGGCGCUCGAGGCUGCUGGAAAGGGGGGAGAAUAUGACCUCAAUUGUCUUACCGCUCCGAUCGAGAUUCCAGAUGGGCUAAAGGCAGUUUAUCAAAAGUUUUUGGAAGCGAAGUCUCAUUAA